CACCGCUUGAGUGUCACUUUUGGGAGCUGUUUAAAGGCUAUUGGGUACCCCAAGCAGUUGCAAGGAGUGUCCAAACUAAUGACUUGGUCCUGUAGUGCGUGACAUUCUUCGAGAGCACUUUCAGAGUCCAGCCGGGACAGAUUGGGCGCCCAACUCACGUGAGACUGGUGGAGCACGUGAGCAAGGAAUGGAACAGAAAUCACGAGAACGGGAGAAGUUUUGGCCGAUGUCACUUUACCUGCCCUUCGAAGCCACCACAGCGACGACCCUGCUACAACCUACCUGACCCUACAGCUUCCAUCUCCUCAUCGCCAACCUCCUCUCCGUCUCCCUCGUACCAGCGACAGCCACGAUGAACUUCGAACCACCACCUACCGGCCAGCUGCCUCUACCAGAGUUUUCUCUCCCCUUCCGCCCUCACCGACCUCCCCCGCGCCCUGUGCAAGCUUCCCCGUCGUUCUCCCUCCCAAUUCGUCCCCGCGCGGCCCCUCGCAAUCCAGCCCACAUUGAGGCCGAGCCCAUAUCGACCACUCCGGCACACGCAGCUGUAGCUACGGAAAGUAACUCAAAGGACCCCACACAAUGGCUCCAGUACGGCGGCCUGUGGCAUCAAGUCGGCUCAUUCGCGGUGGCUACUAGCAUUGCCGAUCCUACUCUCCCAGUCACACCGCAGGUAGAAGAGGAUGUCUUGAGAGCAGUGGUCCGUAGCGCGGAGAGGAGGGCUGUGGCACAGGCGUUGAAGCCACAGCCACAGCCACCACAGACUCAGGCGGAGAAGAAGAGAAACCGUUGGAAGGGGAGCAAAUCCUUCGUGCCCCGCCCAAUGGGACAAGAACUGGUGAACUUUACAAGUUCGUUCCCCGCUCUUAUCUUUCCGCUUAGAUGCUGACUGACAGGUAUGGGUUGUGAUCUAAGCCCUCUUGACAGAUGCUGACGGGACG
Mytilinidion resinicola is the source of this 941-nucleotide messenger RNA. RefSeq lists its product as uncharacterized. The transcript has 2 exons. The record is from RefSeq and is a predicted model, not a curated record. Lineage: Eukaryota; Fungi; Ascomycota; Dothideomycetes; Mytilinidiales; Mytilinidiaceae. Bases 353 to 889 code for a protein of 178 amino acids.